GGAACCAGCGUCUGCUGAACGGGUGGUUUAGCGUGCAGGCGAGUGCAGACCUGCCGGAUACAGUGGAGAGAGUGUCUCAGUUGUUAAAACACUUUUCUUUUUCUUUUUUUAAUUUUGAGUCUGUAAACCAUUUGGUUUUCGACUUCGUGAAGACAAACCCUCGCCACUUCCACCGCAGAGACGGCGCCGGCUACCGCCUCCUCGCAGGCGUCAUUCUCAAGGCCCGCAAACCCUAA
Eimeria tenella is the source of this 236-nucleotide messenger RNA. RefSeq lists its product as uncharacterized. The record is from RefSeq and is a predicted model, not a curated record. Gene Ontology annotation, molecular function: zinc ion binding. NCBI's taxonomy places the organism in Eukaryota, Apicomplexa, Conoidasida, Eucoccidiorida, Eimeriidae. The transcript has a single exon. The annotation marks the transcript as partial.